Arachis stenosperma is the source of this 2633-nucleotide messenger RNA. RefSeq names its product probable protein phosphatase 2C 12. The record is from RefSeq and is a predicted model, not a curated record. NCBI's taxonomy places the organism in Eukaryota, Viridiplantae, Streptophyta, Magnoliopsida, Fabales, Fabaceae. Gene Ontology annotation, biological process: protein dephosphorylation. The transcript is spliced from 10 exons. The coding region runs from base 513 to 1805 and encodes 430 amino acids. Gene Ontology annotation, molecular function: protein serine/threonine phosphatase activity.
CUGGGAAGAAAGAAAGUAAAGAAAGAAACGAAGAAAGAUCCGCGUUUUUCGAUCACACAAAUUCAUUCUCCAUUUUUUUCCAUUUUCGCGCGCCUCAAUAACAAUAACCAUCUUCAAUUCUUCAUUCUUCACGUAACAAACUUUCUUCUCUCUCUCUCUCUCUCUCUCUCUCUCUCUCUCUCUCUCCGUUUCCAUUUCCAUUUCCAUUUCCUUUCAUUCACUUCUAUGCUUCUUUCUCUUUCUCUCUCAACAUUUUCCCAAUCCUGUGUCACUUCCGAUCUCGCUAAUUUCUCGCAAUCACCACCACCAUAAUAAUAAUAAUAUUUUUAUUUUCGGUUUUUUCCGUCAAAUCGAUCAACAACAUUCAAUGCUUUCCCCUUCCGCUAAACCGGAUUCGACUGCGGAAGCAAGCGAUAGAGGAUUAAAGUGGAAUUAGUAUUUUAGGGAUUUGUUGAAUUUUGUGAGGGGUUUGUGAAGAAAGUGAAACACAAGAGAAGAAGAAGAAGAAUACAAUGUCUGGUGGUACGAAGGGCGAACACCACCAAACGGUUCCCCUAUCGGUGUUGUUGAAGCGCGAAUUGGCGAGCGAGAAGAUCGAGAAGCCAGAGAUUGUUUCAGGCCAAGCAGGGCAGAGCAAGAAAGGGGAGGAUUUCACCCUCAUCAAAACUGAAUGCCAGAGGGUGGUGGGGGAUGGGGUCUCCACAUUUUCUGUUUUUGGGCUAUUUGAUGGACACAAUGGAACUGCUGCUGCUAUUUAUUCUAAGGAGAAUCUUCUAAAUAAUGUUUUAAGUGCGGUUCCUCCUGAUCUUAACAGAGAUGAGUGGGUAGCAGCAUUGCCUAGGGCAUUGGUUGCAGGCUUUGUAAAAACUGACAAAGAUUUUCAGGACAAAGGACAAAAAUCUGGAACCACUGUAACGUUUGUGAUUAUAGAAGGAUGGGUUGUAACUGUUGCAUCAGUUGGUGAUUCACGUUGCGUGCUUGAAUCUGGUGAAGGUGGGCUUUAUUAUUUGUCAGCAGAUCAUAGGCUAGAAACAAAUGAAGAGGAGAGGGUGCGAAUCACCUCUAGCGGGGGUGAGGUUGGUCGGCUAAACACCGGGGGAGGCACAGAGGUUGGGCCGUUAAGAUGUUGGCCUGGUGGCUUGUGUCUUUCACGGUCAAUUGGUGAUAUGGAUAUUGGCGAAUUUAUUGUCCCAGUGCCGUAUGUAAAGCAAGUGAAGUUGUCCACCGCUGGAGGCAGGCUAGUUAUCUGCAGUGAUGGGGUCUGGGAUUCUCUAUCUGCAGAAGCAGUCUUAGAUUCUUGUCGUGGCAUGUCAGCGGAGACAGCAGCAUCACAUAUUGUUAAAGAAGCUGUAGAAGCAAAAGGACUUAGAGAUGAUACAACCUGCAUCGUUGUUGAUAUAUUACCGCAUGAGAAGCCACCUGCUCCUGCACCACAUCGAAAGAAGAAAGGAAUAAUGAAGUCCAUGUUUCGUAAAAAGUCAUCUGAGUCAUCUUCUUAUAACGAGAAAGACUACUUGGAGCCAGACGUGGUAGAGGAAUUGUACGAAGAAGGAUCUGCUAUGCUUUCAGAGAGGUUAGAUACAAAAUAUCCUCUCUGCAACAUGUUCAAGUUGUUUAUGUGUGCAGUGUGUCAAGUAGAGAUAAAACCAGGGGAGGGUGUUUCAAUAUUUGAGGGUGCGCCCAACCCUCGUAAACUGCGUCCAUGGGAUGGACCUUUCCUCUGUACAAGUUGUCAAGAUAAGAAAGAAGCCAUGGAAGGGAAAAAAGCAUCAGGUAGACAUAGCAGUGGAAGUGAUGAUGAUUAAACUCUCAUGUAUAUUUGCCUUUUGAGAGUUAUAAAGAUUGUUGAUAUAACUAGAAGUUCGAACUUCCAGGCAACUGUGACUCCCUAUCAUCACAUGGGCUUCGCGUAAUUUGGAUCUAAAUUGGAAUUUAACUUGAAUAUCCAUACCAAAACCAAUACCAUUUUGUUUUGAAGUUUUCUGACCUGGAAGUGUUGAAUAGCAACCACCCAAGUGUUGUGAAAAGGUUGUACGUAAAAGCUGCAGUGCACGAUAGGACGUCCGAGGUAAUUCAUUCUUUCCAAUAUAAUUUCUUUUAUCCUGGGUCCAUUCAUUUGUAUAUGGAGUCUUUGGAAACACUAAAUAGACCUUCAAAGGAAAGUGAGCUUCGUUAUUGUAAUGUGAUAUGAUAUAUAGGGAGUUCAAUCAAUUAGAAUUCAUAGAUCAAUUCUGCUGUAGGAUAGACCUGUGUUUAAGCCUUUUGAAUGAUUCAUUCUUGUAGCAUUUGAUUUUUUUUAUCACUCCCUUUUCCUUUACCAUACAAACAAUAUAGGCCAUUUGUAAUAUACUUUAUUAGAUACUUUCCUCCUCCAUCUCCAAGAAAAAGAAAGGUACAUGUUACUUCCCUCCCAGUUUUGUUGUUUUCAUGUGUUAAGAUGCAUGAGCAGCAGGAACAACAGACCUGAAAUCAUGUCUACCAGGUUGCCGCAAGUUCAAGUGAUAUGUUGUGUUAUAAACUUCAGUUUUGAUGAUGUUACUACUUACUAUUAUUGUGUUGAAUUGUCAUAUUUGUACUCAACACACCUUUUUCAAACCCCAUCAAAUCCACUGUUGAAAGCACUUUUCCUUGUA